Molecule: messenger RNA, 2217 nt
Organism: Paramecium tetraurelia
Lineage: Eukaryota; Ciliophora; Oligohymenophorea; Peniculida; Parameciidae
Exons: 7
Cellular component (GO): Golgi apparatus
Source: RefSeq, a predicted model, not a curated record
AUGGAAGAAUAACUCAUAAAUGUAAUAUUCGAUCCCAAUUUCUAAUCUUUUGAUUAAGAAUUGGCCAACUUAAGUAUGGAUAAAAUGAUGAGUAUCCAAUUCUCAGAAGAAUUGUUACAAAAAAAUUUUGCAGUUUUGAUAUCUAUAUUAAAACAAUUGCAUAAGGGAAUGGUGUUGUUGAAUUCUAGAGUUUAAGACAAUUCGGACUGGGUACAGAAACUGAAAGAAGUAAGUGAAACUCCUGAAACCAAGUAAUAGAGCAAAGACACAAUUGAUCAAAUCACUUCAAAAUUAUAGGAAUUGCAGGAAGCAACUUAGAAGGACUAGGCAGCUAAGGAAGAAAUUCAGAAAGACUAUGCAACUAAGGAAGAAUUAGAUUAGACAGCCCAGAGAUUUAAUAGAAUCGUAAAAUAAUAGGAACAAUCCUUGUUGGAUUUAGAAAGUGAAUAAACUGCAUAAGCCAAGAAAAUAGAAGAUCUAAAUAAUACUCAAACUCAACAAUCCCAGUUGAUAAACUAAUUGAAUCAAGAAAUCGAAAAUAUCAAGAGAUAGAUGAAUGGUUUCUAAGAUGAGUUGCAUGAAGUGGAAGAACGCAAACCGGAAUAGAUUAUAGUAGAGAAGGAAAUAAUCAAGGAAACUCCAGUUUAACCUAUGGCUCUCCCUAUUCAAUAUAAUGGAAAUGAUGAAUAAAUCAACAAAUUAAAUCAAAUAGUUCAAGAAUUAAAAUAAAAACAAGAAUAAUAAUCAUAAGAACUAGUAGAUUUAAAGGAAGCAUUGAGCAAAAUUAAAAUUCCUGAAGAAAAUCCUCCAGUUGACUUAUCGGAUAUCAAUAAGAAAUUAGAUGGUCAUGAAGAGGAGAUCUAGUCUUUAUUCGAAAUAGUAGAUAGUGUGAGAUAGAAAUUAAAGGAUUAAAACAAUAACUAAUAAUCUGAUGUUUCGAGUGAGGAGUUAAAUUAGAUCAAAAGUGAUAUAAAGAAAUUGCAAUCACAAAUUGAGGCUUUGUAGACUUAAUUAAACUUAGCCACAUUUGGAUAAGGAUAAGACAUGCAAGAGAAUUAGGUUGCUUUAAUCUUAGUAGAAAUAAAUAAAUUAAGAGAUCAAUUAUAAAAUUAUUGUACAACAACAGACUUCUAGAAUGAGAAUACAAAAAAGGAAAUGAAAAUGAAGAGUGUUUAAGAUCAUGCAGAUGAAGAGUUAGAAAAAGCAAGAAGGGAAUUCAAAAGUAAAAAUGACAAGAAAGCAGAGCAGACAGAUAUUGCCAAACUGGAAAAGGACAUAAGCUAAUUGAGAGAGCAAUUAGGAAAAUCUUAAUAAAGAUAAUCGUCGAUGCAAAUUGAAACACCACUGAGACACUCGAAUAAUGACAAAGAACUAUUACAUUAGAUUAAGGAAUUGUAAUAAUCAAUAAAAGAAAUUGAAAAUGAUUUAUUAAUUCACAAAACAUAAAUGAAUUAGAAUAAUCAACAAACUCAUGUGAAGUUGGCCGAAUUAGAAAAGAAGAUCCAAGGCAUCUAGACUGAUAAAAUUUAUAUUGAACUUUAGAAUUAAAGAGAAUAGAUGGAUUUGAUUAAACGUGAUUAAGAUCAGAAUAAAAUAAAGAUAAACAAUUUUGGAAAGAAAAUUGAAUCAAUUGUAACAAAGGAUGAAUUAUUCUAAACUUUUGAUCCUAAAAUCAAAUAAGUAAGAGAUGAUAUCCAAAGAAUUGGAGAUGAAACCAAAUUGAGUAUAGACAGAAAAGCUGAUGCUUAGGAAGUCAAAGAUUUGAAUCAAGCAUUUUUGGAUUAAUUACAAAAGGUUGUCACUGAACUUAUCAAAACAUUGGCUAAUAAAUAAGAAACUAAAAAAGCACUUAUAUAUCUGGAAUAGAAAAUUAAUUAAAUAUUUAUGAUACUAGAAGGUGAUGGAUCCAAAGAUUAGGAUUCAUUGUUUGUUAAGAAACCUCUCUCUUAUAGUUGUGCCUCAUGUGACAAGGAAUUAGACAAAUACAAAGGAUAAUUGGGAGAUUUCAAAAAUUGGGCAGUCUUCCCUCCGAAAGAAACCUCCCCUGAGAGAAUGGGCAAGUUCGGAAUUGGAUAUAAGAAUAUGCAAGAGAAAUUGAAAUCUAACAGAGAAAAAUUGGAAAAGGAUAGGAGUUAGAAUGAAAAAGAAUCCAGUUAACAUUAAUAAAGCAUGACAUUAAGUCAAAGUCAAACAUAAUUACCAAAAAUUAAAUAAUGA